GUUCCAGAAGCGUCUCUGCAUAUAUUUGCGCUUGCGGGACAAUGCAUGCUAAUUAUCAAACACUCUACAUUAUGACUAUGCCUGAAAGGUGAUAGAAUGAAUCGAACUACACAAGCUGAUUAUGUAACACAUGUACGCUUGGACUAGAUUCCACAGUGUUUUGUCUAUCUUCACAUACGUUCGUGGUGACAAAGUCGAGUUUAUUUGACGCUUCUGAAAUCCUAUAAUAAUUGAAUGAAGGGUCGGGGGGCUGUCAGGAGAAUCAUUAAGUUUAUUUGCUUUUGUAUUAGGUUCCACAAACGAUUGCAGGUCUUCAAAUAUCUCGGGAUGAAGAAAUUCGACUUCAUUUAACGCUUUUGAGACUCUUUCAUUGUUGAAUUCUGGUGUUGGUGGCGUGUCUGGGGAUACAAGCAUUUCAUUGACGUGCUCCAGUCAGCCAGUAAUUUGAAUUGUUUGCUUUCGUACGCAAUCUCCUUUGCAUUUCUUCAACGUUUUCUUGAUCUUUGAAUUGGUUUUGAACCCAACGGGGCCAUUUCAUGUUGUUAAAGAGUUUCAUCUGGUUUAGAAAAACGAAAACGCAGCCAUAAACGCUUGAUAAAAACAAAAAUAAAAAUAUUUCAUUGACAUGAACUAUUGUUUAAUUGAGUCGUGCAGAACUCUUUUAUAACUUAUUUUAUUUAAGAAAUAACUCCUCUGACCGAAUGAAUUAUUGCGCUAUUCAUUUUCAUUACAACGUCUUUCUUGCAAUUUUUAAAUUAACUUUUGUUACACUUUACUUGCAGGUUCUAAACGUUUGUUUUAUUUGUCUGGAGGAGGACUUCAACAUUCCAUCCUCCGGCUGUUGUGGACAAGCUGCCCACACUAGAUGUAAAGUACGUUGGAUGAGAACAAAGAUCCGAACGGCCAUACAAUGCCCCGCCUAUACGGAGCAGUAUCCCCUGCCUUCCAAAGAAGAAACGGCAGUGGAUGAAAUGCUCAUGAGGCAUUUAAGACAAUUUUGCAGGGAAACACACCCAGAAAUCCAAGUACAGAGGACGUGCAUUGCGUGUGUAUAUUAAGACACAGGAUUAAAUCCCUUGCAAAGACAUGAUUUUGCAUUUAAUAUAAGAAGGAUUGCCGCGUGCAUGUCGGCGGUAUGCCACAUUGUUCGCGUUUAAUGAGGCAGCUUCGUCAUUAUUAUGGCUAACUUCUCAUUAGUCUCGAACAAUGUCUACGCGAGUGUACAAAAUCUUAUUUUAAAUGCAAAAUCAUGCUGGUACUGGAUUUAAUCGCGAGUAAAAUAUACGCAGGCAAUGUCGUGCACACCAAUUACUGUUUGUUUCUGAUUUUAUUAAAAAUCAACCUUGUAAAUAAUAUAGAUCCCGUUUUAUUAACAUCAAUUUUAACUCUUUUCCGUUUUUGCAUUAUAAAUACACUUAUUUUAAAAACCGUGUGAUGGAUAUAUACCACAAAUGUUUUCUUUUUCAUUUCAAUUUCAUUUUUUUUUUCUAUUAUUGUGUCUUUUGUAAAUACAUCCAUGCAUUUCUAAACCAAUGUAAAUAGACGAGCUUUUCUUUUUGUUUUUACCU
Messenger RNA from Orbicella faveolata, 1568 nucleotides. RefSeq lists its product as uncharacterized. Lineage: Eukaryota; Metazoa; Cnidaria; Anthozoa; Scleractinia; Merulinidae. The record is from RefSeq and is a predicted model, not a curated record.